Molecule: messenger RNA, 3996 nt
Organism: Crotalus tigris (Tiger rattlesnake)
Lineage: Eukaryota; Metazoa; Chordata; Lepidosauria; Squamata; Viperidae
Gene: TMEM240
Product: transmembrane protein 240
Exons: 5
Coding region: 1-882 (293 amino acids)
Source: RefSeq, a predicted model, not a curated record
AUGCAGCAGCCAGGAGAGAUGCUCAACCUGCCGUCCGCGUUCGGCUCGGCGCAUCACCUGGCUACCCCCGGGCACCUGCCUAAGCCGGCCAACAUGCUCCCUCUGGCCGGGCCAAAGGGAGAGAGGGGGGGGGGGGUGCAGAAGCAGCCUGCGUUUUGUUAUGCUUUGCAGGAGGGAGGGGGGGCGAGGAGGUUCCCCCCCCUGCCAGAAUUGCAGUUCAGGUUGAAGAGCUUCUAUGCAGCCAUCUCUGACCUCUGCGCGCAAAGCUGGCCCCCCUUUCUCUCCUUUUUCCUGUGGGGAAACCGGCUGGGGGGGGGCGGCCUGCAGGAAAGUGACAGAGGGGCUGUCAGCUUCCCCGCCAGGUCCAUGAAUACGAACACCAUGAUAUUUCUGAUCCUGGGGGCUUCGCUUGUGAUGGCAAUAGCAUGUUUAAUGGACAUGAAUGCUCUUCUUGACCGAUUUCAUAACUAUAUCUUACCGCAUCUAAGAGGAGAAGAUAGGGUCUGUCAUUGCAACUGUGGAAGGCAUCACAUUCAUUAUGUCAUCCCGUACGAUGGAGACCAGUCGGUGGUUGAUUCUUCCGAGAACUACUUUGUGACUGACAACGUCACCAAGCAAGAAAUUGAUCUGAUGCUGGGACUCUUGUUGGGAUUCUGUAUAAGCUGGUUUCUUGUGUGGAUGGACGGAUUGCUCCAUUAUGCCGUACGAGCAUGGCGGACAAGCCGACGGUAUGACAAUUCAUGGUCUUGGUUUCCCAAAUUUUGUAACUUCAAGGAGUUCCGGAAACGCCAUCACAGCCAAUAUGACGAAGCCGCGGGAAACAUGGUGCACAUCAAACAGAAAUUGUAUCAUAAUGGGCACCCCAGCCCAAGACACCUUUAAGGAAACUCGGGACUGAUCAGUGGUCUAUUGAACAUGCCUUUUGCUGUCUACCAAGGGGAGAUGUCCAGCUGCUUACUCCCUGGUGGACGCCACGUAAAGACACCCUCUUAGUUCCACCAACAGUGUGUCUGCAGAAUUCUCUGCGCCCAGAGAAUGCACAAUUUCCCCCCUGUCCUGGAUCCAAGGCUUAUGAGACAUUGCACUGUGGUUACCAUUUGACUGGUGGACCUGUACAUAUGACGAAACGAGACAAACAACCCAGCACAGAAAGAGCGCGCGAGAAAAAUUUGCAUUUCACUUUUAAGCCCUCGCUUCUUUUGGUGUUGAUAGCAACGGCAGUAUCUUUUUCUCCCCGUUGGUUUUCCUUGUUGAUUUGGAAGUUUUGUUUGUCGUCGUCCAAGGUCUUUGUAGAUGAAUUUGGCCAGAUGUUGCCCUGUCUAGCCUUCAAGUACUUCUGAAUCUGUUUCCAAUUGUAUCUGACCCUCCCAUCCCUAUUUAGGUUCUUUGCUGUGCUCCAAGAUCUCAUUUCUAAUCUAGAUUUGGUUUGGAUUUUAGAUGACCCGGUAGGUACAAUGCGUCAUCCUUUAAGGACCCACUUCUGUUAUUUAUGAGUUGAGAAAUAGUUUGGCUUUCUCCAGCCUCCACCUCUGCUUUGCUUUCUUUCCGAAUCAGAACCUAGGGAGAUCUUUCCUCCAACUUGCCCAAAGAAACAUUCUGACAUGCAAAAUCUGCAACCACCAGGCUAAAUGUUGUCAUCUGUGGGCUGGAGUGAACUGUCUUCCAGGAAACACCAACCCAAAAGGUCUACCCUGAGAAAUUUGGUUGAGCAGGUCAUAUGAGUGAAAAUAUGCAUAUUUAAGGUCCCUUUGGUCUAUCAAUUGAUCCUGUGAAUGUUUCAUCCAGGUGUCUCUUGGCAAGACAGAAACUUAAGACUGUUUAGUUUGGUGCUGUGUUGAUGAUGCUUGAUAUAAUUGUUUCAGUUGUAGAGAGGUCACCCUUUUAAAGAAAUUGGAGAAGGCCAAGUUGGUUUUAGCAGGCAAAGCAUACUUCUUCCCAGGUAUGGUCCCUUCCUUGCAUUCCAUGUUCAUAGGUUCUUCUGUGCAAUGGGCAUCGUGAGAUCUUCAAGAUCGCCUCACGUUCCAUAUCCCAUCAGCCUUGGUAAGCAUUGCCCGUGAUGAGGCAGGAGGGAGGUUAUGAUCCCAAAGUAUCUGGAGAGCUCUCAAUUGGUCUAUCCUACACCUGGAUCCAUCUGAAUAAUGGCAAUUGCCUUCUUGGCGCCUCAACCCUGUUGCAUUUACAAGACCAUCUACCUCAGAAACUGAACUGGGCAGCGGCUUCAGUGAAGGGAGUCGCGCAGGGAAGGCCAGGGAUACUUAAGAGUCAAAAGGGCAUUUGAACUGGGAAUCAACCCAGUUCCAGGGUUCCACCAAGUGGAUCCACAUGCUGCGCUUCAGCAGGAGGCUAGGAUGUUGAGCGGGUCGAGCUGCUGGGGUUUGUCAGCCAUGCAGGUCAGCACAAAUGCAACCCUCAAUUGUGGUUUAUUCAAUACAUCACGGCUACGCCAACUAGAGCUUAGUAUGAUCCAGAACGAUAAUCUUCACAUUGUCAUCCCCAAGACGAACAAUCUCUUCUGUCCCACUGUGCAUCAAAGCCCACACUGGCUGAAAUCAUUAUUGUAACGAUGGUUAAAAUGCACAUUUCUUAUGAUCCAGACGCAGAACAUGCUGGCUUUUUAAGAGGCAGAUUUCUGUUAAGAUGUUCCUCCAUGUAGGAAAGGAGGACACCUGGGAAGAGUUAAGAGGCAGGUAGAAACCAUGCCCACCAUGUCUGUUAAACCUGUCUGUUCUGCAACUCAAAGCACCUUUUUAACCCCCUCCCCACCUUUUUAAGCUGAUGUUGGAGAACCCUUUCUUUUUAUUUCCUUGUUACAAAGCCAGAUGUUGCCCAACAUUUGUCUACAAGUCUACCCUGCCCAUCUGAACAUCAACGUUAGGUGGCUUAUAACUCUUCUUCCUAUUACUACUAAUACAGUGGAUUUGCAUGCAUGAAUUAGGGCGUACAGAAACCUGUGCUAAACGUAGUUGUAUCAGGUAUGAUGUCAUCGUGCUAAUUGGGGGGAUUUGUGGGGAACAGUUCUGAAAGAGAGCCCAGCAUGGUGGGGUUCAAGAAGACCGAGCUGAGUUUGUCCUAGCAAUCAGGCCUGGGGGGGACAGGAGGAUGAAGCAGAUCCUAGUUGGGGGAGGGGGAAGCAAGUUUUAGUUUAGGACUUCCAUGCUGCAUUGUUCUUGGAGACUAGUAUUCUGUACAUGAGGAAUUCAGGAGGGGGAAGAUACACAAUCUGGAGUCCUCCGUGACUUGGUUCAAUCACCAGAUAGCAUGCUCAAUGGUUACGUAUCAGGGCAGAUCAGAAGAUCAAACAGGGCACCAGGUUGCCAACUUUUCUGACUAUGAUCUGCAAGAUCUUUUCUAAAGAAACGGAAGCCCUGCCUUGUUAAGUCAUGUUGAGUUAACCUGUGGUUCUGGUUGGCUGGAUGACUGUGUGGUACAAACCCAGCCAGUUACGGUUUAAUCAAUAAAACUUUAUUCCACUCACCAUGGCUUAGGGCUUCGCAUGAACCCAGCUUGUGGUCAAAGCCUAUUGAAUUCAGUGGCCUAAAUCUAGACACAUUUUCUUUGGAACAGAGAGGCGACUGACCAACACUAGUGCAUGUCAAAUUAGUUUUUAUUACUUUUUUUUUUUCAUUAGCAGAUUUUAGGUUUGAAAAAGAGCAUUCCCAAUUUGUUUUACCCAGAGAAUUAAAAAAAAAAAUUGGGAUAGACCCCUCCGUAGGAAAAUACUGAAAAUGUCUGUGAUUAUUCUAUUGUUUGAUUGCAAUGUCCGUGUGAUUAAAAGGAAAAAUAACAACUUCACCAAGAACCCAAAAUGAAAGAUGAGAAAUUUACUGGUAACCUCGCUAAUUGUAUGUUUAAUUUGCUAAUAUUUGUCAACAAUUGUGUGUGUGUGAGAGAGGGGGGGCAUGUUUAAACACACAUUUUUGGAAAUGCUUGAAUGUUCCACAAUUGUGCUUUGUAUACUUUUGUCAUUCAAAUGUUUCCCAUGAGAUAUUUAAACCA